Molecule: messenger RNA, 3373 nt
Organism: Fundulus heteroclitus (mummichog)
Lineage: Eukaryota; Metazoa; Chordata; Actinopteri; Cyprinodontiformes; Fundulidae
Gene: smad4a
Product: SMAD family member 4a
Exons: 10
Coding region: 457-2049 (530 amino acids)
Biological process (GO): cell differentiation; regulation of transcription by RNA polymerase II; SMAD protein signal transduction
Cellular component (GO): heteromeric SMAD protein complex
Molecular function (GO): DNA-binding transcription factor activity, RNA polymerase II-specific; RNA polymerase II cis-regulatory region sequence-specific DNA binding; I-SMAD binding
Source: RefSeq, a predicted model, not a curated record
GGUGGAGGGCAGAUUUUUGUUUAUUUUCGUGGCCAGCUAGGUUUUCGGCGGGUUGGCGUCAGCUGAAAAAUCCGGGUGAAACUUUAAUGACGUGUCGCCGGGUGAUCGGGUGAACGUGGUUGACUGGUUAGCGGUUGCAUUAUUCCGUGAGAUGCUGGAUUUUGGGGACAACAGAGAGGAAAGGCUCGUUGGCGUGAAGUUGGUCUGUUAGCGCAUGUGUGCUAGCAGGCUAGCGAGCUGAUCGUAAGCUAGUCUGUCAGCCUUUAGGCAGAUAAAGCUACUUCGACUCCGUCUUUUUGCGGGUGGGACUGCUCUGCUGAACGGGGAGCUACUGUGGCUUGACGUUGACUACCUUGGGUAAAGGAAUAACUUCUCAUUGUCACUACAAGCGGGGGGAAAAAAGCAUAAAGGACGCAGCUGGAAAGGCCCACCCAGUGCUGAAAACGGCGAAGAAAGAUGUCAAUCACAAACACUCCCACAAGCAACGACGCUUGCCUGAGCAUCGUGCACAGCCUCAUGUGCCACCGGCAGGGCGGGGAAAGCGAAAGCUUUGCCAAGCGGGCCAUCGAGAGUCUUGUCAAGAAGCUGAAGGAGAAGAAAGAUGAGCUGGAUUCUCUUAUUACUGCCAUCACCACAAACGGGGCUCACCCUAGCAAAUGUGUAACCAUACAGCGAACUUUGGAUGGACGCCUGCAGGUCGCAGGGCGUAAAGGUUUCCCCCAUGUCGUCUACGCCAGACUGUGGCGAUGGCCGGAUCUCCACAAGAACGAGUUAAAACACGUGAAAUACUGCCAGUAUGCCUUUGACCUGAAAUGCGACAGUGUUUGUGUCAACCCAUACCACUACGAGAGGGUUGUUUCCCCGGGAAUUGACUUAUCAACAUUGACCCUUUCAAAUUCAGGUACAAAGCUUUCCUUUUUCCUCGUCGCAGGCUUUGUUGAACGUUCAUCAGUCUUAAUCGUGUCUGUCGUUUCUCUGCCAGGUCCGCUUAUAGUAAAAGACGAGUUCGAUUACGAGAACCCGCAGUCGCACUCCAGCUCCGACGGCCACCUGCAGACAAUCCAGCAUCCUCCGUCCAGGCCCGUUCCACAGGACACGUUCAGCAGCCCCCCUCUGCUGCCGCCAUCGGAGGGCAGCACUGCAGCCUCCUCCUCCGCCUUCUCUACCAUCAGUGCUGGACCUUCAAAUCCAACCCCGAACUGGAACAGAACCAGCAGCUUCCCCCCGGCGGUGCCCCAACACCAGAACGGCCAUCUACAGCAUCAUCCACCCAUGCCUCACACGGGCCAUUACUGGCCUGUCACCAAUGAAAUAGCAUUCCAGCCCCCUAUAUCAAAUCACCCUGCUCCAGAAUACUGGUGCUCCAUUGCGUACUUUGAGAUGGACGUCCAGGUGGGGGAGACAUUUAAGGUGCCGUCCACAUGUCCGAUAGUCACUGUGGAUGGUUAUGUGGAUCCUUCUGGAGGAGAUCGCUUCUGCCUGGGCCAGCUGAGCAAUGUCCACCGGACAGAGAAUAUUGAAAGAGCCCGGCUCCACAUUGGCAAAGGUGUGCAGCUGGAAUGCAAAGGGGAAGGCGAUGUGUGGGUGCGCUGUUUGAGCGACCAUGCAGUGUUUGUUCAGAGCUACUAUCUGGAUCGAGAAGCUGGACGCGCCCCGGGCGACGCUGUUCAUAAGAUCUACCCCAGUGCUUACAUCAAGGUGUUCGACUUGCGCCAGUGCCACAGGCAGAUGCAGCAGCAGGCGGCGACGGCUCAGGCAGCAGCUGCAGCCCAGGCAGCCGCCGUGGCUGGGAACAUACCGGGGCCCGGCUCUGUGGGAGGCAUCGCGCCCGCCAUCAGUUUGUCUGCCGCAGCGGGAAUCGGAGUCGACGACCUGCGCAGGCUGUGCAUUCUGCGCAUGAGCUUCGUGAAAGGCUGGGGGCCCGACUACCCACGGCAAAGCAUCAAGGAGACCCCCUGCUGGAUCGAAAUCCAUCUACACCGAGCUCUGCAGCUCCUAGACGAAGUCCUGCACACCAUGCCCAUAGCUGACCCUCAACCUCUGGACUGAAGUAACAUUAAAAAAAAAAGGAAAAAUACGAAAAUCAACAGAAAAUGUAGAAAAACAAAACAAAAAAACAACUUUGAACAGACCGCUCCAUCUGUAGGCCUGGGGUGCUAAAGGAGGACUGCAAUCAUGUGAAUGCUGUGUAGCUUGUAGAAGAAAGGACCUAAAGACCGGCCGUAUACUCCAAGCUGGAAAUUGAGCCGUUAGCAACGCGCUAACUGCAUUUCAGGACACCGCUGGGUUGAACACGUCAGUAUUUUUUAUUUUUUUUUUGAAAACGUGCAAAAUAAAGUGUUAAAAUGUUAACUUAUAUGGAAUAUGUAACAGGAAGAAGUAAAGCCUUUAUCCAAAAAUAAUAAAUAAUAAUAAAAAAAAAAAGAUCCUCUCUAAAUUCAUGAAAUGACUUUAGUAAUUCAUUUGACUGUGAUCUCUUGUGUCUGUUUGUCCUGAAUGUAUUUUUAGUUGGGAGUAUACUGCUGGUAUGUUGAGCUGAAAAGGCUUUCUGUAAUGUAGAAAUCAUUUCCACGCUCUCAGAUCAGGGCCUGGAAAGAAAAACCGUAUUAUUCAUGCUCUUGUAAAACUUGGAUCUUCACAGUAAAAAAGAUCUUUUGUUUUUCCAUUUUGUAUUCUUUUACUUAGAUUUAACGACACUCAGACCGUUUUAGAGCUCAGCACCAUUAUUGUAUCAUCAUUGUACCUUGUGAUUUUUUUUUUUUUUUUUUUUUUGUAAAUCAGCAAUUUGAAACCAUUUACACACCAACAGAAACAUUUUUGAUUAGGUGUCCAUUAGCACUUUAUUAGUUUUAUGUUUACUCAGCUGUAUUCAUAUUCCUAGCAUGGCUAUUUUUAAUUGCGAUCUGUGGAAGAUGGGAAUUUGCUGUAAUUGCCCCCAAGAUUUCACGUUGGUUUGAGUGGUAAAUUACAUCGAAGGGGCUGAAAUUAGUAAAAACUAUGGAUGAAUUAAUCUGAUCAACAGGCUAAUAAGUGUGUUACAGGAACAGCGAGGAAGUGUAAGCCAUAAUGACGCCAACGAUACAUUUGGAGGUUUGACCCGACUGAAGUGGUUUCAGUAUUACUUUGCUCAUUAAAGUUUAGUUUUCUGGAUUUUUAUUUUUUUUCUCAGCAUGAUUGAUGACCAAGUAUUCAGUUUUCUGUUAACCAACUAAUGUGGCAGUAUUUUAUACACCUGCUACCUUUUAGUUAUUUGUUCUGGUCAAUAUACAUAUACAUAUAUAUAUAAAGAAUGGUAAAGAAAGCUGUAAAACAAAACAAUCUUGAUCUUUACAGUAAUGUAAUAAAAGCUGAAUAAAUGGAGUUUGAACAACAA